AUGAAGAACGCACUACACAAUCCAUUGCCUGCCUCACUUUCCAGCGAGUGCAAAAAGGCCGCCGCGAUUAUCGAAUCUUUCAUCAACCCCAGACUCAAGAUUGAUGGCGAGAUUCCGCGUAAGAUAUUCCAAGGAGCAAAGGGAAUCGCAAUCUACACAGCCUUCAGAGUGGGCUUCCUAGGCUCCGUCCGCUUCGGCUCAGGGCUGAUAGUCGCUCGCCUCCCCGAUGGCAGCUGGUCCGCUCCAUCGGCAAUGGCCAUGGGCGGCAUUGGCGCAGGUGGUCAAUUCGGUGCAGAAUUGACCGAUUUCAUAUUCGUGCUCACCACCGAUGCGGCAGUGAGAACGUUCACGCAGUCAGGUACUUUGACCCUAAGCGGGAACAUCUCUAUGGCUGUUGGGCCCGUCGGCCGGAGUGCUGAGGCCAGCGGCGUUGUUGGGGUCAAGAGUUCAACUGGGGUGUUUACUUACUCGAAGACUCGUGGGCUGUAUGGUGGGCUGACGGUUGAGGGUGGUGUUCUUGCGGAACGCGCUGCUGCGAAUAAGAAGAUGUAUGGGCGCAGGAUUCGGGCGACGGAGUUGUUGAAUGGGUUGAUUCCGUCGCCGCCUGAAGCGGAGGUUCUUAUGGCGGUUUUGAAUGGGGAUUUCUUUCAAUUUGACCCAUCUGUUCAGUCAACGGAGGAUCCAGCACAAACCCCUGGGCAGAGCACUGGAGCCUCAGUUCAAUCUCCUGCUGAACAGCCGCAGCAGGUUGCUGCCUCUAGCUCUGCGACUGCGGCUACCGGACCAGGCGCAGAAGAGACACCCGAAGGCACAGAGUCGUCUGCGGGGGUGAUUCACGAUGCGCGUGAACCAUCCAGACCCGAAACAGCGGCCUCAACUGAUCAACGGAUACCAGCUGCUGAGCUUGAGAGCGAGCAUGCUCCCGGAAAUACUGAAAACCCGAGUGAGGACACCCAAGAUGUGACGGGGUCGAACAUCCAAGAGACUGUGCCUACCGCUGAGCAAGGACCGGCUACAGAGCUGCCCGCAAAAUCGGCGCCUGAACCGGUAGAAUCUAUCACUGAAAGCCCUCACAACUCCUCUCAUGAAUCAACCACUCAACAUGUGUCUCCUGACAGCCAAAACACAGAGCAGGAUCAGAAGCAGGAGACUCAAGUGAAAGAGUCAACGAAUGACGCUAUGACUCAUGAAUUGAAGACCCAGCAACCCGAGCCUGUCACCGAACGUGUAUUAUCUAGCGACCUUGGCACAUCCUCCAAAUAA
This is a messenger RNA of Penicillium soppii, 1263 nucleotides long. RefSeq names its product lipid-binding SYLF domain-containing protein. Gene Ontology annotation, molecular function: phosphatidylinositol binding; actin filament binding. The transcript is spliced from 3 exons. The coding region runs from base 1 to 1263 and encodes 420 amino acids. The record is from RefSeq and is a predicted model, not a curated record. Lineage: Eukaryota; Fungi; Ascomycota; Eurotiomycetes; Eurotiales; Aspergillaceae. Gene Ontology annotation, cellular component: actin cortical patch. Gene Ontology annotation, biological process: actin filament bundle assembly; actin cortical patch localization.